Molecule: messenger RNA, 927 nt
Organism: Gavialis gangeticus (Gharial)
Lineage: Eukaryota; Metazoa; Chordata; Crocodylia; Gavialidae
Product: olfactory receptor 6F1-like
Exons: 1
Coding region: 1-927 (308 amino acids)
Biological process (GO): G protein-coupled receptor signaling pathway
Cellular component (GO): membrane
Molecular function (GO): olfactory receptor activity; G protein-coupled receptor activity
Source: RefSeq, a predicted model, not a curated record
AUGGGAAAAUCAAAUGAAAGCACGGUGAUGGAAUUUGUUCUCUUGGGCUUCCCUGGAUCCCACUCUUUGCAGAUCUCCAUGUUCCUGCUCUUUCUUCUUAUGUACAUCCUGACAGUCAUUGGGAAUGUGGCUAUCAUAACCCUUGUAAUGACCAACCAUCACCUCCACACCCCCAUGUACUUUUUUCUCUGCAACCUCUCUUUCCUAGAAAUAUGGUACACAACAGCUUCUGUUCCCAAGACCCUUGCAAUUUUUCUAGGGAAAAGCAGAACCCUCUCCUUCCCCAGCUGCCUCCUGCAGAUGUACUUCAUGUUCUCCUUUGGCUGCACAGAAUAUUUCCUCUUGGCUGUCAUGGCCUAUGAUCGCUAUUUGGCCAUAUGCUAUCCACUGCGCUAUAGCUCCAUUAUGAACAACACCUUGUCUACUCAGAUGGCCAUUGCCUGUUGGGUGUGUGGUUUUAUGGUUAUCUUAAUACCAACAUUUCUGAUCAGCAGGCUGUCUUUCUGUGGCCUUAAUGUCAUUAACCAUUUUGUUUGCAACAUAGAUUCCUGGAUAGUCCUGUCUUGCACCGAUAUACACACAGUUGAGACAGCAGCUUUCAUUAUCUCAGUGAUUGUUAUCCUUGGCUCAUGUGUGAUUACUCUACUUUCAUACAUCUAUAUCAUCACUACCAUACUGAGAAUCCCUUCGGCCAAAGGACAACAAAAAGCCUUUUCCACUUGUUCUUCCCAUCUUGCUGUUGUGAUUAUAUGGUAUGGCUCCACCAUUUUUCUUUUUGUCAAGCCUUCUGCCCAGAGUUCAUUGGAGCUGACCAAAAUAGUGAAUAUCCUGAACACAAUUGUGACACCAUUGCUAAAUCCUUUCAUCUAUACUCUGAGAAACAGGGAAGUGAAGAAAGCCUUGCGUAAUGUAUUCCAUGGGAUGUGA